Messenger RNA from Populus trichocarpa (black cottonwood), 1210 nucleotides. RefSeq names its product glucan endo-1,3-beta-glucosidase 7-like. Gene Ontology annotation, biological process: carbohydrate metabolic process. The record is from RefSeq and is a predicted model, not a curated record. The coding region runs from base 272 to 1159 and encodes 295 amino acids. Lineage: Eukaryota; Viridiplantae; Streptophyta; Magnoliopsida; Malpighiales; Salicaceae. Gene Ontology annotation, cellular component: plasma membrane. The transcript is spliced from 3 exons. Gene Ontology annotation, molecular function: hydrolase activity, hydrolyzing O-glycosyl compounds.
UGGCCAAGUUGCCGACAACCUUCCACCACCAUCAUCCACCGCAAAGCUUCUUCAAUCCACUUCAAUCCAAAAGGUCUGAUUAAAUGGAUCGGACCCCGCCAUAAUCAAAGCCUUAGCCAACACCGGAAUUGGAAUUGUUAUCGGCACUGCAAAUGGUGACAUUCCAGGACUAGCCUCUGAUCCCAAUUUUGCCAAGAGCUGGAUCAACACAAACGUGCUUCCCUUCUAUCCAGCUAGCAAUAUCAUCCUCAUCACUGUUGGCAACGGGGUCAUGACUUCCAAUGACCAGAAUCUCAUGAACAAGCUCUUACCAGCAAUGCAAAAUGUACAGAAUGCUCUAAAUGAUGCAUCGCUCGGGGGUAAAAUUAAGGUCUCCACAGUUCAUACGAUGGGAGUGCUUAAGCAGUCUGAGCCACCUUCUUCUGGAAGCUUUGAUCCAAGUUAUGGGGAUCUGAUGAAGGCCUUGUUGGAGUUUAGUCGUGCGAAUGGUUCGCCUUUCGCAAUCAAUCCCUACCCUUACUUUGCCUACAGAUGCGAUACAAGGCCUGAGACUCUCGCUUUUUGCCUUUUCCAGCCGAAUGCAGGACGAAUGUAUGGAAACACUAAGAUCAAGUACAUGAACAUGUUCGAUGCUCAGGUGGAUGCAGUUUAUUCUGCACUGAAUUCUAUGGGAUUUAAGAAUGUUGAGAUUGUGGUGGCUGAGACUGGAUGGCCAUUUAAAGGAGAUGACAACGACGUAGGGCCAAGCAUUGAGAAUGCCAAGGCUUACAAUGGCAAUUUGAUUGCACACCUUCGAUCGAUGGUGGGCACCUCAUGCAGAAAAUCAGUGGAUACAUACCUCUUUGCUCUUUAUGACGAAGACUUGAAACCUGGACCUGGUUCUGAGCGAUCAUUUGGACUUUUCAAGACUGAUCUCACCAUGGUUUAUGAUUUUGGAUUUUCUACAAGUAGCCAGAUCCAGUCACCAGUAGCAGCACCACAAGGAGCCACCACAAGCAAUAGCUCGUGCUCGUGCUCGUGCUCAUGCAAUUGCACAAACACCAUCAGCAUCAUCAGCAGCAACAAAAUAAAUUUAGUUAGAAUUUUUAAUUUAGAUUUGUUGUAUGAGUUUAUGGGACUUUUUUUUAUUUACCUUUUCUUUUAUGACUUGCAAACUUAGAGUUAGAAGUUGUAAAAAGACAAUGAAGAUGGGUUAGGGUUUUUCUCUCUU